Molecule: messenger RNA, 417 nt
Organism: Penicillium angulare
Lineage: Eukaryota; Fungi; Ascomycota; Eurotiomycetes; Eurotiales; Aspergillaceae
Exons: 2
Coding region: 1-417 (138 amino acids)
Source: RefSeq, a predicted model, not a curated record
AUGGCACCCAACAAUGAUAUGAUGGCCAUCGUCGACAAAUGGUUUACCGAGCAAACGGACUUGAAAUUCAAGAUAGAAUUCAAUGAUGUCGCUGAAUACGUCAACAUAUUUCUGUCCUCGGUCAAUGAAGCAAAAUCGAAAGAAGACAUAUGUUUAAUGCUCGAUGCUAGUCUAUUGGAUGCGCCUCAAAGCGUGGUCGAAAAGCUUGAAAAAACCGAAGACCAAGAGCAAUCUGUCAAAGUAGUCAUCCUGCUUAUUGAGAACGGAUUUCCUCCACCAGCGCGUUUGCGUCGUUCGAUAUUUCGUAUAUUGUCGACGGAACAAGGAGCAGAUCUAACAAACCAUCUGCUAGAGCUUCCAUCAGCAGUGGUGGACCCCUUUAGAGAAAAUUUGACGCUAUUGCUGGAAUUCAUGUAA